Molecule: messenger RNA, 742 nt
Organism: Geodia barretti
Lineage: Eukaryota; Metazoa; Porifera; Demospongiae; Tetractinellida; Geodiidae
Source: the annotation of a GenBank genome assembly
CGCACUGUUUUUUUAGGAGAGAAAGAUGGGCGUUCUAACAAAUGCACCGCUUGGCUUCAGUAGCGCCGUGUCUACCCUCAACUCCCUACCACAGGGCAUUCUAGCCGAAAUGUGCCAAGACGCCAUGGCUUUCCUCCAGUCAGAUGUGGCCUAUCUACCCUCGGAGCAUCACCAAAUGGCUCUGUCGGGACUUGACAUUAGCCCUAAACCGGAUGCUGGGAACUGCCUCAAUGCUCUCACGUUUCUCUUCAAGUCUGCAGCGAGUGAGGGAGCCAGUGUGGAGAGUCUGGUAUCGGAGCUAAAGUCCUCAAUGAUGUGGUCUGACAGUUGCGUGGCUGUUGUCAGACACAUCUGGAAGGAGGAGGGGCCUGCCCUGUGUGGCAAACCCAAGGAGACUCUGCUGGUUGGCCAGUUAUUGUCAAUGGACUGGCAGCUGGGAAUGGCCAUGAGCUCCUCCUCCUGUCGCUCCCUCAACUCUCCUUACCUCACUCUCCAGUUCAACCUGGCCGACCCAUCUGGUGCCCUCAGAAAAAAGACUCUGCAGAUGACUGUGGCAGAGUUCCAGAAUCUUGCUGGCCAGUUGAAGGACAUGGCUAGUGCAUUGGAAACUGCAGCAUAGUCUCUAGCAGUCAUUGCGUGUGUUUUGUUCGGACCAACGUUGAUGUAUUUGCGCAUGCGCUCACGCGAUAAUUUAGGGGGCGUGAACGCGCUCGUGUCGGUCUCGUUCGUUGGUACGUGGUGG